GAACAUGGUGAGAGAAGGGAAAUCGUCGGACCACGUUUGGGACGGAGAUUGAGGGAGUAGUCCUUGGUCAAAUUUCCACCACAUUUCUCUUGCUUAUUUUCAUUCUGAUCUUAGACUGCUCGGAAUGGUGUUUUUUUAUGCUCCAGCGACAGGGGAGAGCGCUGGGUUGGGGCAGGUAGAGGGAAGCAAAAGAAAACACGGAAGUAUGCUAUCAUGAAGCGAAUGCUUAGUCUCAGAGAUCAGAGACUUAAAGAAAAGGAUAGAUUAAAACCGAAAAAGAAAGAAAAGAAAGAUCCCAGUGCACUCAAGGAAAGAGAAGUCCCCCAACACCCUUCCUGCCUAUUCUUCCAAUAUAAUACACAGCUGGGCCCACCUUACCACAUCCUGGUUGAUACCAACUUUAUCAACUUUUCCAUUAAAGCCAAACUGGACUUAGUGCAGUCAAUGAUGGACUGUCUAUAUGCCAAGUGUAUCCCGUGUAUAACUGACUGUGUAAUGGCUGAAAUUGAGAAAUUGGGGCAGAAGUAUCGAGUGGCUCUAAGGAUUGCCAAGGAUCCAAGAUUUGAACGAUUACCCUGCACACAUAAAGGAACCUAUGCAGAUGACUGCUUAGUACAGAGAGUAACCCAGCACAAGUGUUACAUUGUGGCCACAGUUGACCGGGACCUUAAACGAAGAAUCCGGAAGAUCCCUGGAGUUCCCAUCAUGUACAUUUCUAACCAUAGGUACAACAUUGAGCGGAUGCCCGAUGAUUAUGGAGCCCCUCGGUUCUAAUCCUUAAAAGACAAAGUUCCUCUGCCUCCUGUGGACCAACUUUCUCCUUUGCUAACUCAUUAAUCAUGCCAUAGCAUGAGUUCUUCCACUCACCCAUUUGCUCUGAAUGAGCUGAGUAUGGUUAAAUACACCCACUUUUUAAUAUUGUGUUGAAAAUGAUAUAUUUUUAUCAUUUCAAAAUUUGUUGCAUCUUUCUUUUCCUUUUUUUUUUUUUUUUUUUUUUUUUUUGUAUUUUUAGGGUCACAGCCGAGGCAUAUGGAGGUUCCCAGGCUAGAAGUCACAUCGGAGCUGCAGCUGCCGUCCUGCACCACCAGCAACAGCAAUAUUAGAUCCAAGCUGUGCUACCUACACUGAAGCUUAUGGCAACGCUGGAUCCUAAAUCUACUGAGUAGGGCCAGGGAUUGAACCCACAUCCUCAUGGAUACUAGUUGAGUUUGUUACUGAUGAGCCACAGAACUCCCAGAAUGGUUUCUUUCUGCUUGGUUGGGAUGGGGAGGGAAGAAAAAAUAGAGGUAGUUAUGUUUGAAUUAAUCUUUAAAUAGGUUCUUGCCCAGUAAAUGAGGUAAAGAAAAUGAGGCAUAUAAAGCAUAUAAAUAAAAGCAUGGAGGAUGGAUAUUACAUAGAGUAAAUGUGCUUUGCCUAUUUAGAUGACUGUCAGAAGGUUUUUAUAACUAGGACAUGGGGGAAGGAGUCCACAUGCACGUCUGAGACUCCAGAGGUAGGAGACGGAGGAGGGGGCCCUAUAUGACAUGCUGAAGGGUUUGGACUUGGUCCUGAGGUCAAUUAGGGAGUUAACAAAAUUUUAAUUAGGGUGUGAAGUUCCCACCAUGGCCCAGUGGGUUAAGGAUCCGGCAUUGCCACAGCUGUGGCGUAGGUCACAGCUGUGGCUCAGAUUCGAUUCCUGGCCCAGAAACUUCCAUGUGCCAUGGUGCAGCCAAAAAAAAAUCAGUGUGGAUAACAUGAUCAGAUGAGAUGUUUUAAAUGAUUGCAAGAUAGUGUAAGAUAAGACAAAUAGAUCAUUGAAGCAGAAUAGAAAGUCCAUAAAUAGAUUUAUAUAUUUAGGGCAAUUUGGUAUAUUUUAAAGCUGGUAUUUCAAAUAUAUGGGAAAAGGGAAAUUGCAUUAGAAGGCCAAAUCAUUGUGGAGUCAUUCUCCUAGGGUUUGAGUCCUGAUUUCAUCAGUUAAUAUCAGUAUGAAUUGGGCAAACCACAUAACCAUUUGAUGUCUACCUUGCUUAUUAUAAUGAUAAGUUUGGCUAUCGAUUUGAAAAGAAUUUUAGAUUUCUACUUCAUAUCCUUCAUGAGACUAUGUGGAUCAAAGUCUAAAUUCUUUUUUAAACUACAGAAGUAUUAGAAAGAAAAUGAGAAAGAUGUGUAUAACCUCCGGGUAGAGUUCCUAAAUAAGAUGAAAGAAUGUAAAAACCGUAAAAGAAAAGGUUGAUUGAUAAGUGUGGAUACAUUAAAAUUAGAUGUCUCUGCAAAGCCUCUUCUCCCCAAAUUAAGACAGAUGACUAACAAGAAGAUUUUACAAUGUAUAUAACAAGGGUGUGAGGACAUGGAUAGUCUUGUAGUGCUGACAGGAAUACAAGUAGGUAUAACCAUUUCAGACAGCAGUUAGGCAGGACCCAUUAAAAUAAAAAUUUCAGAUAUUGUGUAAGCCCAGUUCUAAUUUCCGGUUAUUUACGGAUGGUUUCCUUUAAAAUACAUGAUCAAUUGUGACGUAAAAAAACAUUCACAUGUUUAUAAGGAAGUACAUAGAAGGAUGUUUACUGCACCACUAAAAGAAAAAAAUUGAAAAGAAUGUAAGUAUCCUUCAGAAAGUUCCUAACUAUGUUAUGUCUAUACUAUGGGAUGUCAUGAGCACUUAAAAACAACGAGGUAGGAGUUCCCUUCAUGGCUCAGAGGUUAACGAACCUGACUAGGAUCCAUGAGGAUGGAGGUUUGAUCCCUGGCCUCGCUCAGUGGGUUAAGAAUCCGGCACUGCAAUGAGCUGUGGUGUAGGCCAGCAGCUGUAGCUCUGAUUGGAUCCGUAGCCUGGGAACCUCCAUAUACCUCGGGUACGGCCCUAAAAAGCAAAAAUAAAUAAAAAUGAAAACAGUGAGAUUUAAAAAUAGGUAAAGGACUCGAAUAGAUAAUUCUCUGAAGAAGACAUCCAGAUGACCAAUUAGCACAUGGAAAAGUAUUCAACACCACUAAUCAUUAGGGAAAUGCAAAUCAAACCACAGUAAGAUAGCACCUCAUACCUAUCAAGGUGGCUGCUGUUAAGAGUAAAGAAAUAACAAGUGUUGAUGAGGAUGUGGAGAAAUUGGAACUGUUGUACAUUGUCGGUGGAAAUGUAAACUGGAGCACUGGAUGCAGGUUCAGUCCUCAGCCUGGCACAGUGGGAUAAGAAUCCAGUGUUGCCGCAGCUGUGGUAUAGAUCACAGCUGCAGCUCAGAACUGCCCUGGCCUGGGAACUCCAUAUGCCACAGGGCAGUCAAAAGAAGAAAGAAAAAAAUAGUUAAGAUGGUAAGUUGUAUGUUAUAUACUCUUUUCCACAAUUUGUGAUAACAUAAGAUGAGGUAGAGCUAUAUUACAUACAUGAAAACAACUGACAUUGUUAAGAGAAAGAAGCAACUUGUAGGAGUUCCUAUCAUGGCUCGGCGGUAACAAAUCCAACUAGUAUCCACGAGAACAUGGGUCUGAUCCCUGGCCUCACUCAGUGGGUUAAGGAUCUGGUGUUGCCAUGAGCUCUGGUGUAGGUCACAGACGCAGCUCAGAUCCUGUGUUGCUGUGGCUGUGGAGUAGACUGGCAGCUACAGCCCCAAUUCAACCCCUAGCCUGGAAACUUCCAUAUGCUGCAGGUACAGCCCUAAAAAGCCAAAAAAAGAAAGAAGAAGAAGCAACUUGUGGAACAAUUAGGUACAGUGUGGUAACUUUUACAAGAAUACAUAGUUGGAAUUGAGUGACUGUUUGCCAAUACAUUGGAAAAACCUUCCUGGGUUUUACUUUAAUUAUAUAGCCAAACCUAAUCCUGACUGACAUGUGAUAUAUGUCUACUAAACCAAUAGAAAGACAAAACAGAAAAAUGAAGAAGCUCGAGGAAAAAGUUAAAAAAUAAGAAUGUAUUAUUACCAGACAUCUCUAUAUUUCACUGCACGUAAAUUUUAAAAGAAAAAGGAAAAAGAAGAGUUCCCUAGUGGCCCAGCAGUUAAAGAUCUGGUACUGUGGCAGGGGUUCAAUCCCUGAUCUAGGAACUUCCACAUGCUGCAGACCUG
Molecule: messenger RNA, 4028 nt
Organism: Sus scrofa (pig)
Lineage: Eukaryota; Metazoa; Chordata; Mammalia; Artiodactyla; Suidae
Gene: FCF1
Product: FCF1 rRNA-processing protein
Cellular component (GO): small-subunit processome
Source: RefSeq, a predicted model, not a curated record